AUGGAGAAAGAGAAGAGGGGAGAGUGGGAGCAUUUGGUAAACGAAGAUAAUGAAGAACUUUUGCCAACUGGAGAAACCUCCAUAGACUCCUACCCAAACUGGUUAAAAUUCCACAUUGGCAUUAAUCGGUACGAGUUGUAUUCCAGAGAUAAUCCUGCAAUUGAGGCUUUACUACAAGACCUGGUCUCCCAAAAGAUAACAAGUGUUGCGAUGAAAUCAGGAGGCACCCAGCUGAAGCUGAUCAUGACGUUCCAGAACUAUGGACAAGCAUUGUUCAAACCAAUGAAACAAACCAGAGAACAAGAAACCCCACCUGACUUUUUUUAUUUCUCAGACUAUGAAAGACAUAAUGCAGAAAUAGCGGCAUUUCAUUUGGACAGGAUCCUGGAUUUCCGUCGCGUGCCACCGGUUGCAGGUAGACUGGUUAACAUGACAAGAGAAAUUCGAGAUGUUACUCGUGACAAGAAACUGUGGAGAACGUUUUUCAUCUCACCAGCCAACAACAUCUGCUUCUACGGGGAAUGCUCCUACUACUGCUCAACAGAGCACGCCCUGUGUGGAAAACCAGAUCAGAUCGAAGGGUCUCUGGCUGCUUUUCUACCCGAUUUGUCUUUAGCUAAAAGGAAAACCUGGAGAAACCCUUGGAGACGUUCCUACCACAAGCGCAAGAAAGCAGAAUGGGAAGUUGAUCCAGAUUAUUGUGAAGAGGUUAAACAAACACCCCCGUAUGACAGUGGGACCAGAAUUCUGGAUAUAAUGGAUAUGACAGUUUUUGAUUUCCUAAUGGGUAACAUGGAUCGACAUCACUAUGAAACCUUUGAGAAGUUUGGAAAUGAAACAUUUAUUAUCCACUUAGAUAAUGGAAGAGGAUUUGGAAAAUAUUCCCAUGACGAACUUUCCAUAUUGGUGCCUUUAAACCAGUGCUGCAGAAUAAGGAAGUCUACCUAUCUGCGAUUACAGUUGUUAGCCAAGGAGGAAUACAAACUCAGUCUCUUGAUGAAGGAAUCUUUACUAAAAGAUAAAAUAGCUCCCAUUCUCUACCAGCCUCACUUGGAGGCGAUGGACAGGCGGCUGCGGAUUGUCCUCAAGGCUGUUAGUGACUGUAUAGAAAAGGAUGGUUAUGACAAUGUGGUUGAAAAUGACUUUAACACUGAUGUUAACACUGUUACGACUGAGAGGUAGUGAAAUCGCAAGACUACGUUUUUACCAGCCAAGUAAAGAAGAUUCAAAGAGAAAAAAAAAAA
This is a messenger RNA of Opisthocomus hoazin, 1244 nucleotides long. Lineage: Eukaryota; Metazoa; Chordata; Aves; Opisthocomiformes; Opisthocomidae. The record is from RefSeq and is a predicted model, not a curated record.